Messenger RNA from Megalopta genalis, 2236 nucleotides. RefSeq names its product F-box/WD repeat-containing protein 4. Lineage: Eukaryota; Metazoa; Arthropoda; Insecta; Hymenoptera; Halictidae. The record is from RefSeq and is a predicted model, not a curated record. Gene Ontology annotation, molecular function: protein binding. Gene Ontology annotation, biological process: SCF-dependent proteasomal ubiquitin-dependent protein catabolic process. Gene Ontology annotation, cellular component: SCF ubiquitin ligase complex.
ACUGUAAAUUUGUCGGUCUCAUAAUACGAUGGCUUCUGCACGCCUAUUGCAAAACAAAUCUUUCUUAGUCAUCGAUGAACGCGGAAAGCUGUCUACAUAUGACAUUUUGCGUAACAUUAAACAGCUGUUGUAUUCGCGGUCGUCACGUGAUUAGUGAUGGUUAAUACGUCCGAAGUGUAUCGAUAUAUGUUAAUUUCCAGAAUGUCGAUACACAUGAUAUCGGGAAUAAAAUAUAUCGAUACGUGUCAUUAAAUCAAAAUUUAUCUACAAGUUAAAUAUAAAUGAAAAUCGUGCACUUUUAAAAGAAAUUAAUAAAUAAUACAAUUAUAAAAUGUAAAAUAUUUUAUUUAUAAUGUCAGUGAAAGAAUUUAGAUAAGAGAGACUUAUUUAGAGACUUAUGUUUAGCUGACGUUAUAUCUAAUUAAUGGAUUUCGUUAUCAUGAACUGCGUAUCGAUAGUAGAAAAUAUCGUUACAAAAAUAAAACAAAAUAUCGAUAUUUGACUUGAAAAAUAUCGUUUUCACCAUCCUUACCAUUGCCAUCGCUACAUACAUACACGUGAUUGGAUUGGAUUGACAAAAAUGGCAGAUGCGUGGCGCUUAGACACUUUGCCGUCUGACGUUUUGAUCUUAAUUUUCAAUUACUGUCAUGCAUUCGACUUGGUACGACUUAGUGAAGUAUGCAAACGAUUCUAUGAUAUCGUACAAAGCGAUACACUUUGGAUCAAGAAAAGCAAACAGCCGGUCGCGACGAAUCAAACAUCGGAGAAAUUUCGCGACAGGUGCAAUCCAUUACUAUGUUUGCGUAAAAAAUGGCAUGUUACAAACAACUGGCAGUAUGGUAGAUUUGAGAAGAAAGUCCUUCUGGCGCAGAAAACAAAACUUAUGCCAUGGAUACAAUUGACCAAGAAUGUUUUAUGGUGGAGUGGUGGGAAUAAAUUAUGCGGUUUCAGACGUACACAUCGUUUUCCAGAAAACAAUCGUAUUAUAGUUAGUAACAAUAUUAGGAGUGAUAUAUGCAAAUUCAUUGUUAGAAAACAAUGUAUCAUCACUGGUCACAGAGAUGGUAGUAUACAGUUUUGGACAAAGUCAAGAUGUGAUGAAAACGUAAACUUUUAUUGUAGUAUUCCUAAAGCUCAUACAUGUGAUGUAAAUGCAGUGGAUGAAACCUGUGAUGCAAUUGUAUCAGGUUCUGGGGAUGGAAUAGUAAAGAUUUGGGGACCUUUAAGAGAGCGAAUUUUAAAUGUACCUCUGGCUACUUUGAACAUUGCAGAUAGGGUUUGGUCCCUUGCUGCAGAUCCAACGGGUAAAAAGGUUGCUGUGGGUUCGGCUGGAAACAGUGUGAAAACUUCUCUUCAUAUUUUUGAUCUCGAAUGUUACAGUGAAUCUGAUAUAUUAAAACACAAUUGGAGGAGGGGAGCAGGGGUAUUAGACAUGGUUUGGGACAAUCCACAAAUUCUGCUCACUUGUGGAUAUGAUACUUACAUUCGAAAAUGGGACUUGAGGACUGGAACUUGUGUAUGUUCAUGGGCUGAUCCAACGGUUGCAAUUGUAUAUUGUAUAUCAUCAGAUUAUUACAAUACAAUGGUUACUGGAACUCAAUUCAAUAGCAAGGCUGUUCUAUGGGAUCAAAGACAGAAAUACUAUUUGCAACUCUACUUUAUGAACCAUAGUAGAAUGUCAAGCCCUGUUUAUUGUUUGGCUUUUGACAGUGCUCAUUUAUAUGGAGCCACGGAUAAACAGUUAGUUGAACUUGCAUUCUCGGGUUAUUCAUACAAACAGACUAAUUACAGAGCCAUUCUUAGAUAGGACUAUGGGCAACACAGGUGAGCACGAGUUGAAUUGCAUAAUCGAUCGCGCAUUGGAAAUCUUUAAGAAAGGCUUUGGUAUUGUACAAAAAUAUAGCAGGGUUCGUGAAAAUGAGAUAUUUUACAAUAUAAAGCAUCUGGAAGAUUUAGUUCUAAGGUUAAAAUGUGAAUCACAAUGAAACAAUUUAUAGAUAUUUUAUUAUAUUAACAAAUAUUCAUUUCCCCUCAGCUCAUUUCAAAGACUGUUAGAAAAUAUUAAACAAAUUUGACUUGAUCGAAACUUGAACAUUAUUUACUGUGUAAAUCGUAACUAAUCGAAUUGCUAAUACACGACGUUAAUCUUCCUUGUAUAAUAUAUCAAAGUAUAAAACUAUUUCCUCUAAUAGAAUUUGUAAUAUUCAAAAAUAAAUAUAUAUUUAUCAAACAUAAA